AAAAAAGGAAAAAAUGCGACUCAUCUCAAGAAAACUAAUCUUUACUCUUCUGAUUCUCACUCUGUAUCCUCUUUCCCUCUACGCGCGGCCCUUCAUUCUCGUCCUUUCACAGGACGACAUCAAGGACACGCCGCCGUCUCCUCAGGAUGACGACUCGGCCGACUGGGACGACUUCGGCGACUCUGAGACGGAGCCCGAGGAGAAUCUCGAUCCGGGUUCCUGGAACCCCAUCUUCGAGCCUUCGAUGGACCCGGACGCGCUGAAUCGGAGCUACUAUUCCACCGUCGCAAAGAUGAUGUCGGCUGUCAGUGACGGCGACGAGCGGAAGAUGCGGGAGGCCACGGCCGAGAUUGAAGCGGCGGCUGAUGAAGGUGAACCACACGCUCGGUCGGUCUUGGCGUUUUUGUACGGAAUGGGAAUGAUGCGAGAGCGGAACAAGGCCAAGGCUUUUAUGUAUCAUCAUUUUGCUGCUGAAGGUGGUAACAUUCAAUCGAAGAUGGCUUUAGCAUACACGUAUUUGCGUCAAGAUAUGCAUGAGAAUGCGGUUAAAUUAUAUGCUGAAUUAGCUGAGAUAGCAGUGAAUAGUUUUUUGAUUUCAAAGGAUUCACCGGUGAUUGAACCAGUUAGGAUUCAUAAUGGAGCUGAAGAGAAUAAGGGGGCAUUAAGGAAGUCUCGAGGGGAGGACGACGAGGCCUUUCAGAUUUUAGAGUAUCAGGCGCAGAAAGGGAAUGUCGGGGCAAUGUACAAAGUUGGGUUGUUUUAUUACUUUGGAUUGAGAGGAUUGAGGCGUGAUCGUGCCAAGGCAUUGGCAUGGUUUUCGAAGGCUGCGGAUAGGGGUGAACCCCAGUCCAUGGAAUUUCUUGGAGAGAUAUAUGCAAGAGGAGCUGGUGUUGAAAGGAACUACACUAAGGCACUUGAAUGGCUGACACUUGCUUCUAGACAGAAGCUUUAUUCGGCGUAUAAUGGAAUGGGGUAUUUGUAUGUCAAGGGCUAUGGAGUGGAAAAGAAGAACUACACCAAAGCAAAAGAGUGCUUUGAGAAGGCAGCUGAUAAUGAUGAGGCUAGCGGGCAUUAUAACCUUGGAGUAAUGUACCUUAAAGGGGUUGGUGUAAAGAGAGAUGUGAAGUUAGCAUGCAAAUACUUUUUUGUGGCUGCCAAUGCAGCUCACCAGAAGGCAUUUUACCAGUUGGCAAAAAUGUUCCACACAGGCGUGGGGCUUAAGCAGAAUCUACAAACGGCUACUGCAUUGUACAAACUAGUUGCGGAACGAGGACCAUGGAAUUCCUUGUCUAGAUGGGCACUUGAAUCAUACUUGAAAGGUGAUGUGGGUAAGGCAUACUUCCUGUAUGCAAGGAUGGCUGAGCUAGGCUAUGAGGUAGCACAAAGUAAUGCUGCCUGGAUCCUUGACAAAUACGGAGAACGAAGCAUGUGCAUGGGAGAAUCGGGCUUAUGUACUGAUGUGGAAAGACAUCAAUGUGCUCACUCUUUGUGGUGGCAAGCUUCUGAACAGGGUAAUGAACAUGCAGCUUUGCUGAUUGGGGAUGCAUAUUACUAUGGUCGGGGAACUGAGAGGGAUUAUGAGCGUGCAGCAGAGGCUUACAAGCAUGCCAACUCCCAAGCCAAUGCACAGGCCAUGUUCAAUCUUGGAUACAUGCAUGAGCAUGGGCUGGGACUUCCACUCGAUCUUCAUCUUGCCAAACGUUACUAUGAUCAGGCCCUAGAGAAUGAUCCCGCUGCAAAGUUACCUGUUACACUUGCCCUCACAAGUUUGUGGAUACGAAAUAACUAUGCUGACAGUUUCAUGGUUCACAUAAUCGAUUCAUUGCCUGAAGUCUAUCCAAAAGUGGAGGCAUGGGUGGAUAACGUCAUCUUGGAAGAAGGAAAUGCAACAAUACUAACUCUCUUUCUCUGCCUUCUUACCGUCCUAUAUCUUCGUGAUCGGCACCGUAGGAAUGCAGUUCAGGCUGCUGGUGAGGUAGUAUUGCCAAACCAGCACCAUGAGCAUGCGCCUCGGGCAAUCCAUUAAUCGACAACAGAGGUAGUUUUGGGCCUUCCCAACCAUGGAAACUUUCACAUGAUGUACAGAAUGAAGGUUUUCUGUAGCUUUUAGGUAAAAAGAGCUUCUUACAGUGUACCAUAGAUAAGAAAACUUAAGCAAGGAGGAAUAAGAAGUCUUCUUUUGGCAGGCGAAAUCUGAAAGAUAAACAAUAUUUUAACAUAGAUUUUGUUAUAGGGGAAUUUGUGUUGUAAAAGAUACAACUUCUUGUGAUUACUGAUUAGUUGUUAUUGUUUUCAAUUA
Messenger RNA from Pistacia vera, 2299 nucleotides. Its product is annotated as ERAD-associated E3 ubiquitin-protein ligase component HRD3A. The transcript is spliced from 6 exons. Bases 14 to 2026 code for a protein of 670 amino acids. Gene Ontology annotation, molecular function: protein binding. The record is from RefSeq and is a predicted model, not a curated record. NCBI's taxonomy places the organism in Eukaryota, Viridiplantae, Streptophyta, Magnoliopsida, Sapindales, Anacardiaceae.